This is a messenger RNA of Pungitius pungitius (ninespine stickleback), 1311 nucleotides long. RefSeq names its product fibroblast growth factor 8a (gene fgf8a). NCBI's taxonomy places the organism in Eukaryota, Metazoa, Chordata, Actinopteri, Perciformes, Gasterosteidae. Gene Ontology annotation, biological process: positive regulation of cell population proliferation; limb morphogenesis; regulation of cell migration. Gene Ontology annotation, cellular component: cytoplasm. Bases 608 to 1249 code for a protein of 213 amino acids. Gene Ontology annotation, molecular function: growth factor activity; fibroblast growth factor receptor binding. The transcript has 5 exons. The record is from RefSeq and is a predicted model, not a curated record.
GGCGUGUGGGAUGGGAGCAGAGAGAGAGAGAGAGAGAGAGAGAGAGACACACACACACACACAGACACACACACACGCGCGCGCAGCGUCCAGCCCCUGCAGUCCUGCCACAAGCGAGCGGAGAAGCAGCAACAGCAUCGAGCACUGAAGGAGUCCCGAGUCUCCACUGGAUCUCACACACACACAAACACACGCACCUGAGGGCCGCAGAGGAUUACAACCCGCGAGGAACAGUCUGACAGCCUGGGAUCGAUGUGUUUGUUAACAUUAAUAUGCAUUCAUAAAUAUAGGUGGACAAAAAUCCUGCAGCGCUUUUCCAGAAAAGAGAUAACUUCCAGCUCCGCUUUUUUAAGUGCACUUAGACUUUACGCAUAGCCUCUCUGACCCCAAGUCUCCAUCCAGCCAUCACUGCUAAUUUAGCCAGUUAUGGACAUUUUUUAGACGAGGAGUGUGCCCGCUACGUAUGCAUGAGCACCUCUCUGUCAGACCUCCUUUUUUUGCUGUUGUAAACUGUUUUCGGUGAGAUCUUUGGACUUGAGGUUUGCUGGACUUUGCAGCCGUGGGGAGAACUCACAAGAAGAGCUUUUUUUUUUAACCUCCAUCCAAAAUGCGACCCAUUGCAUUCAGGCUGGGCUAUCUGUGUCUACACUUGUUUGCAUUCUGCUAUUUCGCUCAGGUAACCAAUCAGUCCCCGCCUAAUUUCACGCAGCAUGUAAGCGAGCAGAGCAAAGUGACGGACCGCGUGAGCCGCAGGUUGAUCCGGGUCUACCAGCUGUACAGCCGGACCAGCGGCAAGCAUGUGCAGGUCCUGCCCAACAAGAAGAUCAACGCCAUGGCGGACGAUGGAGACGUGCACGCCAAACUCAUCGUGGAGACAGACACGUUUGGGAGCCGAGUGCGCAUCAAGGGAGCCGAAACGGGUCUCUACAUCUGCAUGAACAAGAAGGGAAAGCUCAUUGGCAAGAACAACGGACACAGUCGUGACUGCAUCUUCACCGAGAUCGUGCUGGAGAACAACUACACGGCGCUGCGCAACGCGCGCUACGAGAGCUGGUACAUGGCGUUCACGCGGCGCGGGCGCCCGCGGAAGGGCUCGCGGACGCGCCAGCACCAGCGCGAGGUCCACUUCAUGAAGCGGCUGCCCAAGGGGCAGCAGCCCGCCCACACGAGCCACCACCGUCCGUUCGACUUCGUCCACUACCCCUUCAGGCAAAGGACUAAGCGCACGCGCUACUCGUCGCAACGCUGAGGAUGCUGGGAGAUGGAGGAGAGAGAGAGAGAGAGAGAGAGAGAGAGAGAGAGAGAGAGAGA